CUGUGGUUAAUGAUUGCAGCGUUGGAGUGGGAGAGUAUAAAACAGGCAGAUGAAAGCGUCUUGCUCACCUUCAGAGUCUGCCAUCACCAUGUCUUUUACUGGAAAAUACCAGCUGGAGUCUCAGGAGAACUUUGAGCCUUUCAUGAAGGCUAUUGGUCUCCCUGAUGAGCUUAUCCAGAAGGGCAAAGACAUCAAGAGUAUCUCUGAGAUUGAGGAGAAUGGUGACAACUUCAAAGUGACGGUCACUACUGGCUCGAAGGUCCUCGUCAACACCUUCACCAUCGGACAGGAGUCUGAGCUGGAGACGCUCACUGGAGAGAAGGUCAAGGGGGUAGUUAUGCGUGAGGGCAACAAGCUGAAGGUCUCCCUGAAGGGAAUUCAGUCAGUCACAGAGCUGGUGGAUGGGAACACGAUUGUCAAUACAAUGACUGUGGGUGGCAUUGUAUACAAGAGGAUAAGCAAACGCAUGUGAAUAUUUUUGCACUGGGAUAAUAAAAUGUAAAAGGCAAAA
This is a messenger RNA of Myripristis murdjan (pinecone soldierfish), 511 nucleotides long. Its product is annotated as fatty acid-binding protein, liver-type. NCBI's taxonomy places the organism in Eukaryota, Metazoa, Chordata, Actinopteri, Holocentriformes, Holocentridae. The transcript has 4 exons. The record is from RefSeq and is a predicted model, not a curated record. Bases 50 to 472 code for a protein of 140 amino acids. Gene Ontology annotation, molecular function: lipid binding.